UUCGAACACAGUGAGUAACAUUCCCAAAUCGGGUAAAAACGAGUUUGACCCAUUUCAGAAUGAUCUGACUCAACUCAAGCAAAUUACAAAACUAUUGCGCGUUAAUUUUUUCGCCGGAGACCGCCGAUGUAUAAUAUUUCCCCAAUUUAUCGGUCCAUUUUAGUCCUCAUCAACUGAGCAAAGUAACAAAUUCGGCGCCGUUUAGCUUCCGUUUUACCAGACAAUUUUGUAACUAAUGGAUUUGAAUACACAACCUGAAGAGUUUGAAGAUAGAAGAAAGGGUAUUUUGGGAAGUUUUUCAGGGCACGAGCUUGUACAUAGAGAAGAUAGUGAUAGAAGACAACAAUGGAGUUCGAAAAGGAAAUUCCAAGGCGAAGAGGGUGGUCGUCAAUUCCAUUAUCGCGGCCAUCAAUCUUCUAAUAAUAAUCAACGGUUUGGUAACCGUGGAACUUAUGAUGAAUAUGCGCUUCCUCCUGGUUGGUUGGGUUGCCCUGCUUAUGGUGAAGCUAUAGGUCGUAUAAUUCCUUCGAAAGUUCCACUUAGUGAGUCCUUCAAUAAAAACAUUCCAGGCAAAAGAUACACUCCACAACAUGUGAUAAAUGAACAAAGACAACUUGGAAGAGAAAUUGGUUUGGUGAUUGAUUUAACAAAUUCUGUUCGCUACUACCCCAUAUCAGCUUGGUCAGAGGAAGGGAUUAGCCAUAUCAAGAUUAGAUGCAAGGGCAGGGAUUCUGUACCUGAUGAUGCAUCUGUAUAUAAGUUUGUCGACGAGGUUUCACAAUUUUGCUCCCAGACAACAAAUGGAGAGAAGUGUAUUCUUGUCCAUUGUACACAUGGCCAUAACCGCACAGGCUAUAUGAUUGCUCAUUUUCUCAAGCGGACGAGAUCUAUCUCUGUCACUGAGGCAAUAGGUAUAUUUGCUAAGGCACGCCCUCCUGGAAUCUAUAAAGAUGACUAUAUUGAUUCAUUAUACACCUUUUAUAAUGAAAAUAGGCCUGAUCAAGUUGUUUGUCCGCAAACUCCUGAGUGGAAAAAAAUUGACGAUGCUGAAUUUAACAGUGCAGCUUUGCAAGAUCAUAAGAAUGGAUCUGCUCCUUUGCAUGAGAACCGCAUGGAAAAUCAUGUAAUGACAAUUGAUGAUGUGCUGGGAGAUGCGGUGUCUUAUGACAAACUACAAGAAUUGCGACUAAUCUGCUAUGAUAUGCUUAAACUUGGAAUUCCGGCAAGAGGAAAUCUACAAUUUCCAGGGUCUCAUCCAGUUUCUCUUAAUGGGGAUAAUCUACAACUAUUAAGACAGCGGUAUUACUAUGCCACAUGGAAGGCCGAUGGAACACGAUAUCUAAUGUUAAUAACUUGGGAUGGAUGUUACUUGAUAGAUAGGAAUUUUACCUUUCGAAGAGUUGAUAUGCGGUUCCCUUGCAAACAAAAAGAUAAGGUUCACCAUUACACGUUGCUUGAUGGAGAGAUGGUUAUAGACACCGACUCUAAUACACAAAAGAAAGAGAGAAGAUAUCUCAUUUACGAUGUCAUGGCAAUUAACGAAAUAUCUCUAGUGGAGAUGCCCUUCCAUGAGAGGUGGAAGAAGCUAAAUAAAGAAGUGAUUGAACCUCGAAAUCAAGAGCGCGAGGUUCUUUCUAAGAGCCUAGCUCCAUAUUAUAGAUAUGACCUGGAACCAUUUAGUGUGAGGAGGAAGGAUUUUUGGUUGCUGUCUACUGUAGAUAAGCUUCUAAAGAAAUUUAUCCCUAAACUUCCACAUGAAGCGGAUGGUCUCAUAUUGCAGGAUCUGCCGAAGGGAUGGGAUGAUCCUUAUGUGCCGCGCACACAUGAAGGGCUUCUAAAGUGGAAAUAUGUUCAUAUGAACUCAGUUGAUUUUCUUUUCGAGUUGGGAGGUCAUGAUCGCCCACUUCUUUUUUUAUAUGAACGUGGGAGAAAGAAGCUCAUGCAUGGAAAUAGUGUUGUAUUUAAUGAUGCAAUAGAUGCAUCUUCAUGUUCAGGAAAGAUCAUCGAGUGCUCGUGGGAUCCCGAGAGGCAGUUAUGGAUAUAUAUGCGGAUUAGGACCGACAAAUCAACACCAAAUGAAUUCAAUACUUACAGAAAGGUAAUGCGGAGCAUAAGAGAUAAUAUUACGGAGGAAGUUUUAUUCAAAGAGAUCGAUGAGAUCCUUCACUUGCCAAUGUAUGCCGAUAGAAUUCAGAAUGAUAUAAAGGCUCAUCAAAAUACAGUUUCCGCACGGCGCAGGUGAUACGGCGAUUAAACAAGAAUUUAUGAGUAGCUAUAAUCAUGCAUUGCUGUUUAGUUUUCUUCCUCAUAGGUUACGUAUAAUGAGUUAUUGAGCAGUAUCUUAUAAUUCGCAUAGAGUUUUCUACGUUUUUAGCGGGCUGCCAUAUAACCAGCUUAUGCUUAACCUUGUAUUGUUAGCAAUAUAGUUAGUACUCUCAUUCUUUGUUCUUGUUAGCAAUAAUAUAGGCUCAAUUUAGAUGUUUGUGACAUAUUCAAGGAUGCACUACUAUUUGUUAUUAUGGAAGAUGCAUUAAAACA
Mercurialis annua (annual mercury) is the source of this 2538-nucleotide messenger RNA. RefSeq lists its product as uncharacterized. Lineage: Eukaryota; Viridiplantae; Streptophyta; Magnoliopsida; Malpighiales; Euphorbiaceae. Bases 236 to 2242 code for a protein of 668 amino acids. The record is from RefSeq and is a predicted model, not a curated record. Gene Ontology annotation, biological process: 7-methylguanosine mRNA capping; DNA recombination; protein dephosphorylation. Gene Ontology annotation, molecular function: protein tyrosine/serine/threonine phosphatase activity; mRNA 5'-triphosphate monophosphatase activity; ATP binding. The transcript has 19 exons.